This is a messenger RNA of Fonticula alba, 11139 nucleotides long. RefSeq lists its product as hypothetical. The record is from RefSeq and is a predicted model, not a curated record. Gene Ontology annotation, cellular component: GATOR1 complex. The transcript is spliced from 21 exons. NCBI's taxonomy places the organism in Eukaryota, Rotosphaerida, Fonticulaceae. Bases 1 to 11085 code for a protein of 3694 amino acids. Gene Ontology annotation, biological process: intracellular signal transduction; positive regulation of autophagy; negative regulation of TORC1 signaling. Gene Ontology annotation, molecular function: GTPase activator activity.
AUGGAGGCGCAGGUUCUCCACGAGCCGCUGCCCCCGCGACCUGGGGGCCCGGUCGCUUUGGUCGGUCAUGGCUAUGGACCCGGUUCCGGUCCCGGGCUGGACGCCGCCAUGUCCCCGGUGGUGACCAUUCGCCCGUUCGACCCGGCGGUGGCCACAGCCUUCCCUCAGCUCCCCGGGGCUUCUCCCUUCCAUGGUAUUGCCCCUGGUGGACCCGGCACGGAUGCCUUCGGCCCCGGGGCAGGGCUCCUGCAUUUUGGAGACCUCUCCGGGCUGCUGACCCCCGGAGGGCCCGGCUUUCCCGGCGGGACGACCAAUGCCGGGGACGUGACGUCCCCCUCGCCGGCCACCCCAUCCAGCACCAGCAUCAGCACCAACACCAGCACCAAUUUCAGUGUCAACAUCAAUGUCACGACCGCCACAACGGCCACCACCAUAUCCUCUUCGGCCAACCCCCCCUCGGGUGCUUCGAUGUCCUCCUCUUUGACCACCGUCGCCGGGGCCGGCUCCUCCUCCUCCUCCUCCUCCUCCUCGUCGACUCACGGGCCGGGGGUCUCCCUGCCCGGGCAGUUUGGUCCUGGCAGCCGCGAUCCGACCGCCGGCUUCCACUUCCCGCUGGAUGGACCGGUGGGGGAUCUGGACGCGCGAGGUUCCGCCUCCUCGGCCCGUGGACUCGGUGUUGCUGGUCAUGGCAGCGGCGCCGGCGGGAACAGGGCCAGUGCUGGUGCCCUCGGCGCCGGUGGCAAUCCCAUCGCCGGUGCAGGCUCCAGCACCAGGAACACCGGGACCGGCGGCGGUGCGGCUCCCCUGCGACCCUAUGGAGGCGAGCAUGGCGUUGGGGCCAACGCUGUUGGCACCACCACCGCCGCCACCGCCACCGCCGCCGCCACCACCACCCCCGCCACAGGCACUGGCGGCACCGGCGGCGGUGACACCAAUCCCGGUGGUGGUGGUGGUGGUGGUGGUGGUGGUGGUGGCGGCGGCGGCGGCGGCGGCGGCGGCGGUGGUGGCAGCAGCCUCGGAUCCGCUGUCAUGAACUCGGGACAGCAGGAUCUCGGUCAGCGACUUGUCCUCUGGGUCCACGAUACGGCGGCCAUGGCGGAUCCCGCCUCGCAGGCUCCCCUCCUGUCGGGCCCGGCUCAUUCCAUGGUUCCGUCCACCGGUGGACCCGGGGGCCACUUGUCUACCUCCGCCUCGGCGGUUUCCUUCUUCUCGGCAAGUGGGGCCGUGUAUGGCAGCCGGUCUGGGGAUCUGCCCGGGGCUUCGGCCUAUUCGCAUCCGCUGCAGCAUGGUCCCCCUCGAACAGGGAUCCCCCCGGGCGGCUCGGCCUCGGCAUCAACCGGGGUUCCAUCACUUGGCCCAUCUUUGGCCUCCUCGCCGUCGGCCGGCUCUGGCGGCCCAGCCUCGCCAGCACACAAUCCCAGUUCACCCUCCUUCCAAUCCCGGGGCGCAGCCUCCAUGGACAAGCCUGCUUCAUCUGCUGUCACCCCCACUGCCGAUGGUGUGGGUGAAGAUCCGGCCGCCGGGUCAGUCCCACCCGGGGCCAUACUUUCCUCGCUCGGUGGCGCCGGCCUCCCCGGCGGCGGGCUCACGUCGCAGGAGCACAGCUCGGCAUCGCUCGUGCUGUCGGGGCCCGGCGCAACUCCCCAGCACCUUCUGCCACACCAGCACCUCCUUUCCCAGGGGUCGCCGGGAUUCGGCCUCUCCGCAGGGUCUUCCAUCAGUGCCAGCUCCUCCUCUGCGGCAUUGGUCACGACACAUGCCGGGAGCUCGGUGGCGGCGGCCAGCCCCGGGGGUGGCACCAUUGCCGCCCAGGGAGCCACGCCUGGUGCCGCCGGCACCGCCACCACUACCAUUGCCACCAGCACCAGCACCACCACCGCCACCACUACCACCACCACCACCACCACCACCACUAGCACCACUAGCACCACUAGCACCACCAACAGCACCAACACCAACAGCACCAACAGCACCAACACCCACACCCACACCCACACCAACAACACAAGCACCACCACCACCGCCACCGGUGCUCCUCUGUCCGCGCUCGGGGCCUCCAGUCAGUCUGGCACCAUAAGCAACAUCCCUUCGGCGUCUGGUUCCGCGCCUCCUGUGCCGGAGCUGAUUGUCAACCUGGAUUUCUUCCCGGGCAUCCGCGUCGGUGAUCUGCUGGCCAUCACGCAGGUAAUCCACCCGACCGGAGCCAGCGCCACUGGCGGCUCGAGCGGCGGUGGCAGCGGCGGCGGCGGCGGCAGCAGCAGCGGCGGCAGCGGCGGCGGCGUCAGCGGCGGCGGCAGUAGUGGCGCUGGAGGCGGCGGCGGCGUCAGCGGCGGUGGCAGUGGUGGUGGCGGCAGCGGCACCAAUGCCCCCGGGGCUGGUAGUGGCACUGGCGGCGGCGGCGGCGGCGGCGGCGGCGGCGGCGGUAGCGCAGGUGGUCCCAGCGCUGCGGGUACUGCCGGCACCAGUGGCACAGGCGCUGCCGCCAAUGUGUCGGCCACCUCCUCGUCCAGUACUUCCCCCUCGUCCAAGGCGCCGUCCAUGCCUCCGGUCGGCGUGCUGGCCUCCUCGCCGACUUCCUCCUCCUCCUCCUCACCUGGCGGACCGGUUGGCCAAUUUGGUGGGUCUCUCAGCUCCAGCAGCUCCAUCGGCAGCUUGAGCACGCAUGCCGGCGGUCCGGCGCCAAUGAUCGGCUCGGUUCCGCGCCUUCACCCGAGUGGAGCCUCGCUCCUGGGCAACAGCACUGUCCCCGGUGGCGUGCCGGAAGGUGCCACAUCUUCCUCGGUCGGCUCGGCUGUUCGCUUCUCCGCACACGGCGACUCGCCGGCCGGCCAAACGGCCGAUGCGGAUGCGGCCGCUGCCUCCGCCGCCCGUCCCGAUAUCAAGCGCAUUGUGGUCAAGGUGUCGGCCCUAUCCUCUUCCAAGUAUCCCCAGUUGCAGAUCAGCCUGCAAAAGCACAUCGCCGAGCUCUUCGGCUUCCAUCAGCGCCAAUAUUGCUACGUGACAAAGGUGAGCCCGGGCUCUGUGGGGCUUGGCUUUGUCCAGGUGAAUUUCAAGGAGCAGUACCUUUCUCGAAGCGACAUGUGGCGUCUGAAAAACAGCCUCAUCGGCGAAACCCUCUACGUGGGAAAGAAGAUCACUUUCCUGGGCAUGCGUGGCCAGAUCAAGCAGCUGUACAUCGGCCCUCAGCCCUCGCUGUAUGGCUACUUUGGUCCGCAAACCAAGUGCGUGUACCGUUCGGAAUCGGCGCGCUUCGUCAUUUUCAUCCAGAUGUCCCAGGAAAUGUGGACCUUCGACGAGGAGGACAGCGAGCUCUUCUUCGAGAAGGCCGUUCAAGGUUUCCUGCCUGAGCUAUUUUCCCGCUGGUCCCAGCGUGGCGUCAAUCACCUGGUGUCGAUUGUGCUAUUCUCGCGGCACUUCUAUUCGGACGUCGGCUCCACCACCGGGCCCGGGCGCAUUAACACCGAUUUCCGUGGGCGCCCCUAUCGCGACUUCUACAAGUGCGUGGUCGAAUGGGAAACCCGGUCGGACUGGGUGCCGGUGUUGCGGUCCCUGCGUUCGGAGCUGAGCCGGUACCCGCGGGACAUUCGUGCCUGGGAGCGAGCCAAUGGCCACGCCGAGGGCACAUUCGGUCAAAUCAGCCACUCGUACGAGGGAAAUAUCCUGGAGGCCAUGAACAUGGCGCAAAAUAUCCUGGAGAAGGCCUUUGUCAACCGGGACUUCAACCGCACCGGGCUCUCGAUCGUCAUCAUCACCCCGGGCACCGGGAUCUUCGAUGUGAACCACAGCACCUUCAAGCUGGCCAAGCACCGCAUGAUCGACAAUGGCAUCAGCUGUGAUAUUGUCUGCCUGGGCCGGCCGCCCUUGCAUGCGGUGCCACUCUUCCGGUUCUCCCAUCCCCCGGGGGAGGCCGCCUCCCCGGAGCCGGAGGCCGCGGCGCCGCUGGCCGAGACUGCCGGCACCCGGCUCCCCCGGGCACGGGCCACUCCGCAUGGGGGCCGUCCGCCUGGCAGCACCCAUGCCUCUGUGUCGCCGGAGAGCGCCGCCCCCCUGCGGGCCCUGGCUUCGGCCGCAGCCCCGGCCGCAACCCAAUCGGCCGACAUGGGCAGCUCGGUCGCCGGCCGUGUGCGCAAUGUGUCCCCCAUGUCACUGGCCCAUUGGAUUGAUGUCAGUUACUUCUCCCGGCCACGGUGGGAAAUUUCCCGCCCACUCCGGCCGGUUCGCUUCACCCCGCGCUGCAACAUGCCCGGUGCGCAGCACGCCUCGUCCAUGAGCUUCUCAUCCAAAACUCUGGCCACGCCGCAUGUUGCCUUCUCCACCGCGGCCAAGGGCAGCCUCCUGCUGGGCGGCCCGGCCGGCGGCAGCCUCUCCUCCACCCAAUCCGGCCAGAUGUUCCUCCACGACUUGGCCAUCUUCGAUGAGCUCCCUCAAGGGCCAAGCAUCAUGGCUCCGCGUGCUCGUUCGGCCUUCCCCGGUCAGCAGACUCUGGCCACCGGGGCCUUCCGGCAAAACCGCCGCUCGCCCUUCGACCAGCCUGGCGACUUGCUGCUGCCCUAUCCCCUUCCCUUUUCCGGUCAGUCAGACCCGGUCUUUGGCAUGGCUGGCCCCGGCGGCAUGUUUGGACUGACCGGCCUCCCCGGGAUGCCGUCGCUCCAGGGCAUGCCGUCGCUCCAGGGGAUGCCGUCGCUCCAGGGCAUGCCCGCCUUCCCGGGGAUGACUCCCUUCACCGGCAUCGGGCCCCUCCCGCCGCUUCCCAGCCUCCCUGGCGCACCGGGCUUCCCAGGGCUGCAGGCCCUGCCAGGCAUGCCGGGAAUGCCGGGAAUGCCGGCUCUCCCUCCGCUGCCCGGGUUCUCCCCCAUGCAAGCCCCCGGCAUUGGGCCAUUCCCCCCGCUGGGCCUCUUGCCGAAUGGCUUCCCGGCCGCGGGCCUGCCCCCAGGAGACCUCCUUUCGCCUCCCUUUCCCGGCGCCCUGCCUGGACUGCUGCCGCCGCUGUUGGCCCCCGGCGCCGAUUUCAUGGCCACCCUGGUCACCGAUCCGGCGGAGGGAGCAUGCCCCCUGCCACUGCCGCAUCCGCCACCGCUACUACCACCCCCGCCGCCAAUGCCGUCGGCGGAAAAGAUGCCCUUCCCGGGCGUGGCGCCGUCCACGGCCGGCGGAGAUGCCCUCCCCCCGCGUCCCGGGCCCGCCAUGUCGCCGGACAGCUUGCCCCAGCUGUCGACCUCGGCCUCGGGGCAAAAGAGCGGGCCUCAUACCCCCCGGGCCGUGGCCAUCGAUGCCCCGGCCGAUCCCAGUCCCCUCCUUCUGGCUGGGUCCCCGCCGCGUCUCUCCACCUCGGCCUCUUCGACCAGCACCGUCGGUGCACCGGGCACGGGGCCCUCUUCGGCCACGGGAACCCCGAGUCGCAGCCGCAAGGUCCUGACCUUCCUGGGGGAUGUCUUCGGCCGCCAGCGGUCCCCGAGCUCCGGCUCAGCAACGUCCGACCUCCCGGCCAAAGGACCCGCCGACCAGUUGCCGGCCCCGCCGGCCAGUGGGCCUGGCCAGGACCAAGUCCAGCUGGCCGACGCGACUGCUGCUCCUGCAAGCGCCGCCGCCGAUUCCGCGCGACCCAUUGGCUCGGCCGGCAUUCCGAUGAUUGUGGCCACCCCGGGGACCCCCACGUCAGGCCCUCUCCUUUCGGCCUCGGUGAGCACGAUUUCUUCCUCGCUGCUGCCAGGUGGCCCGACUUCACGUCUGGUGGAUGACAUGGACUCCGGCGGCCGGGUCAGCGCCUCAUUGGCGGACGUCACGGCCGCCGCCCAGUCCGCCGGGUCCCUGCCGCAGGGGAGCUGGGUCUCGGCUUCGGCCAUGCCAAUCCGCGUUGGAUCCCCCUCGGUGGCCGGAGCACGCGCCACCGGCGGAGCCCUGCACAUGGCCACUUCCUUUGGGUCGCUUGGUCGCGGAUCGAUGCCGCGUGCCGGGCCCCCGGUCUCCGGGUCGCCCUUGCGGUCGCCGGGUCUCCCGUCUGUGGAUGCCUCGUCCCAGGCCGGGAGCCUGCUUUUCCUGCCCCAGGCAGUGCCUGGCAUCCAGCCCGCCGGGUCAGGCAUCGGCCUGUCCCCUUUGCCGCCUGUCCCGCCGGGGACGACGCCCCUGUCGGGGCUGGCAUCCGGCGGCCUCCCCGCGUCGCCCUUGCUGGCGGCUGCUGCUGCGCCAGCGGCCUCUCGGCCGUCAGGCUUCUCGGGACCGGGCGCGAUGGCUCCCUCUCCGCAGGGUGAAACCCCGGCUCCCGGUGUUGGAACGGCCGGCCUUCGGUCGGUCCCCAUCCCCGGGGACUACUUCGCCCCUGACGGGACGGACCCCGCGUCGUGGGCCAGGGAGACCAGUGUCCUGGCGCCGCAGGCCGCCGUUGCGGGAGGUGGUGCCGGUGCCGCCGCCGCCGCCGCUGCCGCCGCCGCCGCCGCCGCCGUCGCUGCCACCACCACCACCACCACCGGCACCACCGGCACCACCGGCACCUACCCUCGCCUCGAGAUGCAUGAUGAUAGUCCGUACGGCACACCGAUGGCCGUGACUGCCUGGUCGCUGGAUGUGGUGAUGCUUCGCCGGCGCCGGGCCGCCCAUGGGCAGUCGCCUCAGCUGUUGGAUUUCCCGACCUUCUCGGCGCCCAGCUUCGGCGGGGCCUUCGACCACCACUCGGCCCCCACGGUGGGCGAGCUUCCUCCCCGGGGGGCGGCCCCGGUCCCCUCGGGAUUCGGGGCGCAAGGUAUGGACUUCUUUUCCAGUGGGGCGCUUCUGUCGCCGCUGGGCUCCGGCAUCCCGGGGCUCGGGGGAACCCUGCCGACAUUGUCCGGGCCCGGUGGGCUGCCCAGCCUUGGCGGAGCCCCGCCACUCGGCCCGAGCAGCAACUCCUUUGGCUCGGCCCCGCUUCCGGCCCUGUCGGCCACUCCGCCAGGGUCCGGCUCGGCCGAUGUUCCCCGACACACGGCCUCCUUCUCCCUGUCUGGCAAGCGUCUGAACCCCACCAACCCCGCCAAUAGCCAACUCAAAUUGAGUGCCUAUCGCCGGCGCUGGUACCACGCCUUCCCCAUUGAGGCCGCCACCUCCAUCCAUUCGCGGCGCGUCGGCGCCCUGCCCAGGCCUGGGGCCGGGGGCGCGUCUGGCCGCGGGGCGCGAUCUGGCCUCCUGUCCGGCCUCCCGCCGGCCGGCGCGUCAGCCAGUGUGGAUGCCCUGCCGACGGCGUCGGAGCUGCUGCUCCUGGGGCCGCAUGCCUUCGGCGACAGCGCGUCCGCCUCGACGGCGGUCUCCUCGCGCGGCGGCGACGGCGUCAAGUGGCUGUCCCUUUCAACCCCGGCCAUUUUGCCCCUGACCACGGACUAUGUCCCGACUGAGGAGGAGCUGGACAAGCAUUACAACGAGUACUCCUACACCCUGUCCCUCUUCAGCAGCUACGAUGACCAGCAAAUAUUCUACGACCGCAUUGAGGCUCUUUUCUUCGAGCUCGUGGCCCAGCGCCUGGCUCAGGGGUUCCAGCUGAUCAUCCCGCCGACUUUCUCGGACUUGCGCCUGCUCGGAUCGGACAUCACCGGGCUCGGCGCCCCGGGGCCGGUGUUUGCCGGCUUCUCCGGCCCCAUGCUCGGCGCCGGCGGGCUCAACCUGACCGGGGGAGGACUCCUUGCGGCUGGCGGCCCGGCCGACAUCACUUCCCCCGGGCUCGUGCACGCGCCACCCUUCCCCCAGGGGCUGAAUCCGGGCCCGGGCCCGGGUCCGGGGCCUGCUCCCGGGUUCGGCUCCGGCCCGGGCCCCGGUCCCGGCCCGGGGCCUGGCUCGAGCACUGCCAGUUCGAGCACCGCCCGGCCACAUGCGCUCGAUGUGUAUGGCGGCGGCGUCACCGCCCUGGACAUGCUCAGCAAGCCUUUCUACCUGUCGGUGGCCAAUGACUUCCACCGGCUCAAUCUCAAUGUCCACACCCAGUCGAUCGAGGUCCGCCGGUCGUCGCGCCGGUCCCGUCGCGAGGUGCCGAGUGUCACGUACAACUUCAUUGUCUGGAAGCGGUACGAUGUGCCGGAGGACUUUGUCGACGUCCUGGUGCUGGCCUCCCGCAAGCAGGGCUCCGCACAUGCGGCGGCUCUGUUGGAGUCCGGCUCCCCGGGGCUGGAGGCCGAUUCGACCGACCCAGCCUCCGACUCCCGGCGGAAUACCCUCUCCGGCUCGAGCGAAGACCCGGCAUCCAUCGGGCCCAGUCGGUCGGCCAGCACGCUGGCUGUCCGGCGCACGGCCAGCGUCUCGCAACAGGUAUCCUCCUCCUCGGCUUCGGCCUUUGCCCCGGGCCCCGGGUCCCAAGCGACCCCCUCGUCCGUGAGUCGGGCCCUGCUGAAGCCGCUACUUUCCUCGAUGCAGUGCUAUCGCCCGGCAUCGGUGUCCUUCCAGUACUCGGAAAUGUCCAUGUACAACUGGAACCGGCUGGAUCAUUUGCUUGCCGGACUGGUGCCGGACGCCGAUGCCCCGGCCCACAGCGAUUCGCUGAAGUACUGGCGCACGCGCUUCACCCUGGUUCCCUGGCUGCCGAAGAAGAUCGGCGCCGCGCGGUCCACCCUGCAGAUGCAAAUUUGCGCGCUUGCCCACCAGGAGAAGCUUGACGAUGAGGAAUUCCGCAUCGCAGCCCAAUUGCGCUUCGCCGAGGUCUUCCACCGGUAUCGCCGCCACUCCCGGGACCAGGUGUCCUUCAGCAUCACGGCCACCGGGGCCGAGCACGGCGAGUGGGUCAAGGUCGCCGGGCAUCUGCAGCGGGCUCCCCCGGGCAAGGUGCCCACCCUGCGGCGUGGAGCCACCACCACCGAGAUCGCCGCAGCCCUGAUGGACCCCACCGGUGGCGUUUCUCUGAAGAACCGCGUGUGGCACCAGUGCGUGUAUGAACGCUGCAUCAUCGGCACCGAGCUCAUCGACUGGAUCCUGCUCCAUGUUGAGGGGGUCGACACGCGGGAGGAUGCGCUGCAAUUUGGCCGGGACCUCCUCCGCCGCCGGGUUAUCCUGCACGUCAUCCAUGCGCACAACAUGAUCGACGGCUUGUUUUACUACCAGGUGAAUGAGAUGCUUGUGACGCCGCCGAAUGUCGAGCCGGCUGCGUCGGCUGGACUCGCUGCCCCGGCCCCGGCCGCUGGUGACACAGACACGGCCCUCGGCUCGGCCACCCCGCCGCCGGCCCUCGCGCAGCAGCCCUCCCCCGGGGUGGGCCCCCCGCCGGACAUUGCCCCAGUUGAGCCCUUUAGCAAACGCUGGUUCCGGAUCACCAAGAAUUGGUCGGCCUCUUCGUCAUAUGUGUCGCUGCUUGGUGCCUCCUCGCCGUUAUUGGAUCUGAAGGGCCUUUCCGCCGGGGCGGCAGCCGCGGCAGCCGCCGGCCCUGCCCCAUCCGCCGGCCCCGGCAGCAUGACCGCCCCCUCGACACCGGAGCGCAUGACCCCGAGCACCUUCCCGGUUCUGCCGCGGCAGAGCACGGCUCCGACAUUGGCGGUCCCGGCCCCGGCCCCGGCGGCGGCGGCGCCUCUGCCUGCUGCCUCCGCCGACCCGGCAAACGAUGCGACCCGGCGGUCCUCGGCCAUCUCCCCGGCUCCGCCCAAACUGGGUGUCAUCCAGAAGACCAAGUCCCUGGUGCUGGAUGCGGAUCCCUUGAAAAAGAGUGACCGCACCGAGUGGGCCUUCCUCCACUACGAGCAGCACUUUGACCCGGGGCUUUUGUAUCACUUCGACCUGCAGUGGGUCGCCUGCACGGCCCGCAUCCUCGAGGACAUGAUCCAACAAUGGCAGCGCCGGGCCUCGACCUUUGGCAUGACCAUGGUCGAGGUCCCGGUGGCACCGGCUUACUCCAAGGUGGGCGAUCCUUUCGGGUCCCUGCCGCAGGUGUCCUUUGCCCAUCCCCCGCCCAAAAUCGUCACCACCAUCAACCGCCUAACCCGGCAGGUCCUUUACGAGCAUGCCUUCCGGGGGACCUUCGCCGACCCGAGCGCUGGCCCGGGCCCGGGCCCGGGCGGGUCGUCUCCGGCGCUGGCUCCGCUGGACCACCCCUUCGACCCGCACGGGAGCAUGGUCAUCCCGGAAGCCCUGCGCCUGAGUGUGGCCACCUUCAUUGCCCAGCUGCUGGACCUGCCGGCCACCUUCUUCGGCCACGAACUCCUGCUGAAGUUCGACUUCCUGUUGGAUAUCGUGGCCACCAAGCGCCAGUUCCCGGGCCACGUCGUCACCGCCUCCCUUCGGCAGCCGGAGUACCUCUAUGACCAGUACAUUCACCGGACCGGCACGGCAUUGGUCCACCUGCUUGAGGAUGAUGGCGGCUUCCUCUGGGAGCACAACCACGUCUUCUGCAGCAAAAUUUCGGGCUUCGACUACGACCAUUUGUUCCACGAAUUCCUGCUCUUCUGCAUGGAUGCCGAGCAGCUGGCCGCGUUCUGGUCCGCCUGCACGAUGAAGGCUUGGCGCCGGCUGGCUCAGUCGCUGGAGGAUGAGGCCAACUGUGCGGCUCUCAGGGCGCUCCUUCCACCGGCCGAGACCCUUCGACCGCCACGCACAGGCUCCGGAUCUAGCUACGCCUCGGUGGCCGCUCUGGCCGCCCAGCGCCAGUCCUCUCCGGAUCUUUGCCCGCUGGCAGCUCCUUGCUCGCCUCCCUCGCCGACGCCCGCGCCCGCGCCCGCGCCCGCGCCCGAGCAGCCUCCACCGAUCAGUGAGGAUCGUCAAAAUGGGGCUGAAGUAAACCCCCCCAAUAGCCCGAUCAGUGGGUCCUCCGCCCCCGCCACAGCCGCAGCGGGUGAGGCCGGCGGCGAGCCCGCCGAAUUGGCCCUGCCGAAUGUCCACCUGCCUGGUGCAGAGGACCCCCUCGGAGGGGCCCCCCUGCAGGCAGCCCCGGCAAUCGAGCCGACUGUCCUGCCACCUGCCCCGACGUCCAGUCCGGAUCUGGUGCCAGUGCAAGCCCCUGCCGAUGAGCCGGAUGCCAGUCCGAACGCCUCGCCAGUGUCGGAGCUCGCUUUUCCCGGGAGCCUCGUGUCCCCGCCGGAGCCCACGCCUGCCACUCCACGCGGCUCAGGUCCUACGCCCGACCCGCCAGCUGGCCGGCAGGCCGAUUGAGAAUGGCCCCCCCCCCGCUGUCUCUUCGCCCACAAUAGAUAUUAUACACCCACA